AUGGAUGAGCGAAUGUCAGAAAAAUUAAGCAGGGCUGAAUCCAAUCUAAGCUUCCAUGCCAAUAUUAAUAACACAAACCUUUUGAAUGAGACAUAAGAAUUAAUUCCUAGUGCCUCUAAGAUUCCUCCACAAGCAUUAUGUGGUAUUUACGUAAUAUGUUAAUUAUUGCAACUAAUGAUUGGAUACUCCUUAGUUUAAAAUAUUGAUGCAAUUACAAUAGCUACAUAAAGAUGCAUCAUCAAAGUUAUAAUGACUUUGAUGUAUAUUUAAUUUUUUGACAAACGUCUUUUUCAUCUGGACUAAUCGUCCUUCAGAGUGAUAGGCGCUAUGGCAGGAUGUCAAGUCAUCGCUUCCUUAGUCGGAUUUUGGGCGAUGAUUUAUUUCCCAUUUUCAGAAAUUUGUGCUUUUCAUUAAUUGACUCCAGGAUAUAUAUAGGUCUUUAACCAUUUUCUUUAUUAAGCAGGAAAUUAACUAAAUUUGGUUAUUUCCUUGAUGCAAACUCUAUCAACUUUACUCUUUGGUCAAAACUUACUAUAUGUGUUCGUAUGCCUACUCUAACCAGCAUGUUUGGCAUUCUCUCAUGUGAUUAAAUUUCUGAUGAGUAAACAACUUCCUUUUUUCACUUUGAUGCUGUACUAAAGUCUUUUUGGUUUGCCAGUAUAUAUUCUACUCAAUCUGAUGGCCCAAGAAGUGUAAAAUAUAUUUUCUGGUGCAUAUUUUCUUGAAAUAACAUUCAUGACUAUUUUAUAGAUGGUUGGCUACAUAGCUUAAAAUGAAAUUUAAGCUUAGAAGACUAUAAAAAUGUGGAUCUUGCCUGGAGCAGUCACAAUAUUAUCGUUGUUUGUUCAAUUAGGAUACCAUUAAGUAGAUUUAAAUUAUGGUACUCUUUCUAUCAUUUUUAUUGUGUUUACAUCCAUUAACAAUGAGAAAUGA
Molecule: messenger RNA, 933 nt
Organism: Paramecium tetraurelia
Lineage: Eukaryota; Ciliophora; Oligohymenophorea; Peniculida; Parameciidae
Exons: 3
Source: RefSeq, a predicted model, not a curated record